AGGGCGGGAGGGAGGAAUGGAUGAACCUAGCCCCUUCUGAGCUGAUGGCUGGGAGCGCCCAGAACAUGGAGAGGUUGCGGCGGGACGCCAUGACUUCCCAAAAGCAUCGGGGAUUUACCCAGCGCUCGGAACGUCAGCGCGUGACCAAUCCCACUGCGCCCAAGGGUCCGACUUCUGCCACGGAGGCCCGUCUGGCCCAAGAGGAAGCCUCGGCCGCAGCAGGUCGCAAGACUCUGCUCGAAUUGCACCAGGAGAAACUACAGGCAGCGCAGAAGAAGGAGAAGGAGAAGCAAAGGGUGGAGGGAAUAAAAAGGACACCUUGGUCCCGAGAAGCUUUCAUGGAGGGGACGAAAGAAAUGGGGGCCCGACAGGCGAGUGAUUUGUUCACGCAAGCCAAGGAACUGACGGGAAGAUUUUCGCGACAGUAUCGUUGAGGUUGAAGCGUGGAAAAUGAGGAAUAAUGUGUGGCAAAGACAAAGCACCCUAAAAUAGGACCUGUCAGGAAACACGUCUGUCGCUCAG
Messenger RNA from Nannochloropsis gaditana CCMP526, 522 nucleotides. RefSeq lists its product as uncharacterized. The transcript is spliced from 2 exons. The record is from RefSeq and is a predicted model, not a curated record. The coding region runs from base 21 to 434 and encodes 137 amino acids.